Cyphellophora europaea CBS 101466 is the source of this 924-nucleotide messenger RNA. RefSeq lists its product as uncharacterized. Bases 1 to 924 code for a protein of 307 amino acids. NCBI's taxonomy places the organism in Eukaryota, Fungi, Ascomycota, Eurotiomycetes, Chaetothyriales, Cyphellophoraceae. Gene Ontology annotation, biological process: endoplasmic reticulum to Golgi vesicle-mediated transport. The record is from RefSeq and is a predicted model, not a curated record. The transcript has 3 exons. Gene Ontology annotation, cellular component: trans-Golgi network; membrane.
AUGGCUAUGAUGGCUAGUGGAACAUCGGGCAAUUCCAAUCUCUUCGACGACGACAAUGCGGUGCUUGAUGACGACUUCCUCAAUGAUGAGGUCGAGCCUGAUGAGCCCUCAUCCACGUCAGACCGGGCGCCUCUUACAGGCAACAUUCAAUCUUCAUCGUCCCAAAGACCGAUCAAUCAGGACUACUUGACCUCACGCAUACCGGGAGAGGAUAGAAGAGCACCACAAAAUACCAUCGACGAAUCAGUAUGGGAUACUGUCUCCAGAGAUCUGUUUGCGGUAUGGGAGAAGAUGAGGCAGGUGCUCUGGCCCAAGUAUCUAUUGGGUGGCAUGCUACAACGGCAGGGCGCCGGCACCUCCGACGUCGAAAGCCAAGGCUUUGGCAGAGAUCUGAGAGGUCUGGUCGGAAGGUGGCCGGACGCAGAUGGUAUUCUCGAGGGCGGCCUGAGCGAAGGCUUGCGGGAUUGGGAUCUUUGGUACGCAAACCACGAGCUGGCUGGCACCGACACUAACCAUCACAGGGGCCCUCUCAUCUUCUGCUUGCUGCUCAGCAUGUUCUUGUCAGUUCGAGCAAGCAAAGAUCAAGCCGAUCUGGUCUUCUCUGGCGUCUUCUCCAUCGUUUGGAUUGGCGAGGCGGUCGUCACACUGCAGAUCAAGCUGCUGGGCGGCAACAUUUCCUUCAUGCAGUCGGUCUCGAUCAUAGGCUAUACCCUCUUCCCAUUGGUUAUUGCCUCGCUGCUCUCAGCACUAGGCUUGCCUAUGAUUGCGCGCAUACCCGUCUAUAUUGUGCUUGUCGCGUGGUCACUUGCUGCCGGUGUCAGCAUUCUAGGAGGCUCUGGCGUGGUCAAGAACCGGGUCUUCUUGAGCGUCUAUCCUCUUUUUGUCUUCUACGUAGGCUUGGGAUGUCUCUGUUUUAUUAGCUAG